AUGGUACAGACAGCGCCCCCUGCAGAGGAGCGUGCACACUGCACCAUGAGGACAACAGCGCCCCCUGCAGAGGAGCGUGCACACUGCACCAUGAGGACAACAGCGCCCCCUGCAGAGGAGCGUGCACACUGCACCAUGAGGACAACAGCGCCCCCUGCAGAGGAGCGUGCACACUGCACCAUGAGGACAACAGCGCCCCCUGCAGAGGAGCGUGCACACUGCACCAUGAGGACAACAGCGCCCCCUGCAGAGGAGCGUGCACACUGCACCAUGAGGACAACAGCGCCCCCUGCAGAGGAGGAUGUUUCAGAGGCUUCAGGACGGUUUCACUUUCACACUUUAUAA
Knipowitschia caucasica is the source of this 345-nucleotide messenger RNA. Lineage: Eukaryota; Metazoa; Chordata; Actinopteri; Gobiiformes; Gobiidae. The record is from the annotation of a GenBank genome assembly.